UUAUUAUCCCCCUCAAUUGCUCGAGCGGACAUUCCGUGGCCGGCCAGGACCGACUGGGGUGGACACGACCCUGCAACCCCUUUCGCUGAGCUUAUGAUCAACACCCAUUCUAUGUUCUGGCCAGUUGCCAUUUUCAUCUACGUCUCGGCAAUAUACAUGGUUAAGAAGUAG
Molecule: messenger RNA, 171 nt
Organism: Perkinsus marinus ATCC 50983
Lineage: Eukaryota; Perkinsozoa; Perkinsida; Perkinsidae
Exons: 2
Source: RefSeq, a predicted model, not a curated record